AUGAAGGCAUUUGACUCUGUUGGCUGGGAGUUCCUACUUAAUUCCCUUAUCCUAUUUGGGUUUCCAUCUUUGUUCUUGGGUUGGAUAAAAGCUUGCAUCACCUCCCCAGCUUUCACCAUUUCUGUUAAUGGAGAAUUUCAGGGCAUUUUCCUGGGGUGCAGGAACUUAGCCAUCUCACAUCUCAUAUUUGCUGAUGAUCUACUACUUUUCUCUCAUGGUGAUCUUGGUUCUAUAAGCACACUCAAGAAUGCCAUUGAUAAUUUUGCGGCACUGUCUGGACUCUCCAUCAACCACAGCAAAAGUAAUUUCUUUAUUGCAGGGAUUAACAAUAUCCAAGUAGAGAGCAUCAAGAAUCUACUAGGGUUUGAAUGUGGGAUAUUACCUUUUAAAUAUCUUGGAGUCCCUCUGGUUUCUUCUUCCUUAAAAUCUGCUGAUUGUCGUGGACUGGUAGAGAAAGUGACUAGGAGAAUUAAUCACUGGUCUUCCAAAUUUCUCUCCUAUGCGGGCCGUCUCCAAUUGAUCCAAUCAGUUCUCUACAGCAUAUUCACUGGAGCCAAGAACAACUGGCCUGCUGUUUGCCAACCCAAGAGUUGUGGAGGUUUGGGGUUCAAGAAUCUGGAAAUUGCUAACAGGGCAGCAUGCCUUAAGCACAUUUGGACAAUCAUCUCUACAGAUAGGAAGAAUCUAUGA
This is a messenger RNA of Cornus florida, 690 nucleotides long. RefSeq lists its product as uncharacterized. NCBI's taxonomy places the organism in Eukaryota, Viridiplantae, Streptophyta, Magnoliopsida, Cornales, Cornaceae. The transcript is spliced from 3 exons. The record is from RefSeq and is a predicted model, not a curated record. The coding region runs from base 1 to 690 and encodes 229 amino acids.